Fibroporia radiculosa is the source of this 1683-nucleotide messenger RNA. RefSeq lists its product as uncharacterized. Lineage: Eukaryota; Fungi; Basidiomycota; Agaricomycetes; Polyporales; Fibroporiaceae. The transcript has 2 exons. The record is from RefSeq and is a predicted model, not a curated record. Bases 1 to 1683 code for a protein of 560 amino acids.
AUGCGUUCCUACGUCGCUGCUCCUAUCGUCAUUGCUGCUCUCUCUGCGGCUCCGUCUCUUGCUCGCCCUAUCGCCAGCCCCGCUCCUACUGCUGAAGGCAGCGAAGCGAUUAACUGGAACACCGUCGGCUACGACGUCGGCAAAGUCGGCAGCGUCGCCUCUCACUUCCUUCGCCGUGCAGCCCCUACGACUGGCAGCGAGGCGAUCAGCGCGCAGCAGGUCGGCCAGGAUGUCGGCAAGGUUGGCAGCGUACUCCUCCACUUCCUCCGCGACGACGCCGGUGAUGCCAGCGAGGCGAUCAACUGGAAGCAACUCGGGGACGAAGCUAGACCGCUCGGCCACAGCAUCUACGCCCCCAACCUCAGGCGCGAGGAACCCACAGGUUCCGAGGCGAUUAAUUGGAAGAACGUCGAGCACGACGUUGGACAGUUCGGCCAGGGUGUCAUCAGCAGUCUCAAGCGCGAGGAACCCACAGGUUCCGAAGCUAUCAACUGGAAGAGCGUCGAGCAUGACGCUGGGCAGUUCGGCCAGGGCGUCAUCGACGGUCUCCGGCGCCGCGCUUCCACUCUUCAAGGGUGGGAAGAGAACCACCACUACAUCAUGGACCGUGCCGUCCCUGCAACUGGCAGUGAGGCGAUCAGCGCACAGCAGGUCGGCCAGGACGUCGGGAAAGUUGGCAGCGUGCUCCUCCACUUCCUCCGCGACGACGCUGGCGAUGCCAGCGAGGCGAUCAACUGGAAGAAUGUCGAGCACGAUGUUGGACAGUUCGGCCAGGGCGUCAUCAGUGGUCUCAGGCGCGCGGAGCCCACAGGUUCUGAAGCUAUCAACUGGAAGAGCGUCGAGCAUGACGCUGGGCAGUUCGGCCAAGGCGUUAUCGACGGUCUCAGGCGCCGCGAGAACCCCUUUCAAAAGUUGGAAGAGCAGGACCGCUACAUCAUGGGCCGCGCAGCCCCUGCAGCUGGCAGUGAGGCGAUCAGCGCACAGCAGGUCGGUCAGGACGUCGGGAAAGUUGGUAGUGUGCUCCUCCACUUCCUUCGCGAGAACGCCGGUGAUGCCAGCGAGGCGAUCAACUGGAAGAGCGUCGAACACGACGUUGGACAGUUCGGCCAGGGCGUCAUCAGCAGUCUCAAGCGCGAGGAGCCCACAGGCUCCGAAGCUAUCAACUGGAAGAGCGUCGAGAGCGGCGUCGAGAACUUCGGCAAGGGCUUGCUCAGUGGCCUCAGGAAGCGUGAGGAUGUUCUUGAGGCGCGUGCAGCGCCGGCAGCGGGCAGCGAAGCGAUCAACUGGAAUACGGUCGGAUACGAUGUUGGCAAGGUCGGCAGCGUUGCGGCCCACUUCCUCCGUGAAGACCAUAUUCCCGAGCGCCGCCCUUCCACCCCUCAAGAGCGGGAGAAACACCCCCACAUGAUCAUGGGCCGUGCAGCCCCUGCAGCCGGCAGCGAAGCGAUCAGCGCGCAGCAGGUCGGCCAGGACGUCGGGAAGGCUGGGAGUUUCCUCCUCCACUUCAUCCGCGAAGAUCCUCUCCUUGCGCGCGCCGUCGAAGACGAGCUCAUGGCCCGCGCUGCUCCGACUGGUAGCGAGGCGGUGAACUGGAACACGAUCGGCUACGACGUUGGCAAGGUCGGCAGCACGGUUGCCUCCCACUUCCUCCGCGACGGCAUGGCGAUGGACGAGCUUGACUAG